Messenger RNA from Dinoponera quadriceps, 4935 nucleotides. RefSeq names its product sodium-dependent neutral amino acid transporter B(0)AT3. NCBI's taxonomy places the organism in Eukaryota, Metazoa, Arthropoda, Insecta, Hymenoptera, Formicidae. Gene Ontology annotation, biological process: sodium ion transmembrane transport. The record is from RefSeq and is a predicted model, not a curated record. Gene Ontology annotation, cellular component: membrane. The transcript has 14 exons. The coding region runs from base 184 to 2364 and encodes 726 amino acids.
UUCAAAAGUUACCAUCACCAGCGCACAAGGUGCCACCAGUGGCGAAUUGCUCCUCGGCCGCGGACAAGCUCCUCCCGCGUUUCCUCCUUUGGUCCCGGCAGGUCGGAUGGAGCGUCUAGGCCUUUUCGUUUGAUCAAAAGAGUCGUCGGAUCUGAGAGGGAUUAAAGAGAAAAGGGAGGAGAUAUGGCGAACACGGCUCAUCUCGUCCGCCGGCAAAGUUCCCGCGACCUCAAGCCCCAGAAGAGCAUCGAUAAGCUCGAAAUGAAAGAGAUGCGUGGUAGAUUAGUGGUGGAUAAUCGAAAGAGCGUCACCACUGCCAAUUCCGGGGCCACCAACGCGGCCUUCGAGGACAGCAGUCCUAACAAAAGCAAAUCGGGAAACAACGGCGGCGCCAUCAACAACGACGGCAAGGCGACUUUCCGGCCGGAAGCGGGCGAGGAUGAGCGUGAAAAUUGGGAUAGCAAGCUCACUUUCCUCCUGGCGACCGUGGGAUACGCAGUGGGACUUGGAAAUGUCUGGCGGUUCCCGUACCUGGCUCAGAAGAACGGCGGAGGCGCCUUUCUAAUCCCUUACUUCGUGAUGCUGGCCAUCGAAGGUAUUCCUAUAUUUUACUUGGAACUGGCAAUCGGUCAAAGAUUAAGAAAAGGCGCCAUCGGUGUGUGGAACCAGGUAUCUCCGUACAUGGGCGGCAUCGGAGUCAGCAGCGCCGUAGUUUCCUUCAACGUGGCCCUCUAUUACAACACUAUUAUCGCCUGGUGCCUCUUCUACUUUGUUCAGAGUUUCCAAUCGCAGCUACCUUGGGCGGAGUGUCCCAAUAGGUACUUUCAAAAUGGAUCUUACGCGCCUGAACCUGAGUGUUUGGUCAGCAGCCCGACGCAAUAUUUCUGGUAUCGAACCACCCUGAUGAUAUCUAAAGACAUCAACACGCCGGAGCUGUUCAACUGGAAGAUAGCCUUGGCGCUAAUCAUCGCCUGGAUCUUGGUUUACAUGUGCAUGAUUAAGGGAAUCGCUUCCUCAGGCAAGGUCGUGUACGUGACUGCUACGUUCCCGUACAUCGUCCUGAUUAUCUUCUUCUUCCGGGGCGUCACCUUGCCGGGUAUGUCGGACGGUCUGCGGCAUCUCUUCACGCCAAAGUGGUAUACGUUGACCGAUCCGGUAGUCUGGCUGGAGGCUGGGACGCAGAUCUUCUUCUCCCUGGGCCUAGCUUUCGGCGGUUUGAUCGCGUUCUCCUCGUACAACCCGGUGAACAACAAUUGCUACCGCGACGCUAUUAUGGUCAGUCUGACGAACUGCUUCACGUCCAUGUUCGCCGGGAUCGUCGUCUUCUCGAUCAUAGGAUUCAAGGCCACCAUGGUUUACGAGCAAUGCCUGUCGGAAAGGAACAGCACGUUGAUGAACAUCUUCGGCCAACCUGACAAGAUACCCGACGAGAUUCCGAUUGCCGGCGUUCUGUUGAACAUCACGAGCGGCAACGGAUCGUUGGACAACUUGAUAAUGCCGGAACUGCCUGAAUGCGAUCUGGAGAAAGAGCUGGAUAACUCGGCGUCGGGCACUGGUUUGGCGUUCAUCAUCUUCACCGAGGCGAUCAAUCAAUUUCCCGGCGCGCAGUUCUGGUCGGUGCUGUUUUUCCUGAUGCUGUUCACGCUGGGGAUCGAUUCCCAGUUCGGCACUCUGGAAGGCGUCGUCACCAGCAUCGUCGACAUGAAGCUCUUUCCGAAUCUGAGAAAGGAGAUUCUCACAGGUGCGAUUUGCCUGGUGUGCUGCGUGAUCUCAAUGGCCUUUGCUCACGGAGCUGGUAGUUACGUCUUUGUCCUGUUCGACAACUUCAGUGGCAAUUUCCCGUUGCUUAUAAUCGCGUUCUUCGAGUGCAUAGGUGUGUCCUAUGUCUACGGUUUGAAGAGAUUCGCCGACGACAUCGAACUGAUGACUGGUAACCGGCCUGGCCUCUAUUGGCUCGUGUGUUGGAAGUACCUGAGUCCAUUGGCGAUGCUGAGCAUCCUGAUCGCAUCCUUCGUGGAGAUAUUCUUCGAAGGUAGCGGAUAUCCGGCCUGGGUGGUGAGCAAGGGCAUCACCGAGAGACACGAGUGGCCGGUCUGGGCGCUCAUUCUCAUCGCCAUCCUCAUUCUCACCUCCGUUCUAUGGAUACCCGCAGUCGCUAUUUGCAGAUACUUCGGAAUCCUCAUCAUCGACGACAACGAAAAGGCCUGGUUCCCCGCGGCGGACCUGAAGGAAUUCCACGGGAUCGUGCCGCACGAGGUGACGGCGGCCGAGACGUUGUUGUUUUGCAUCAGGAGCGACGGUUCCGAAGGCCUGUGCUGCCCUACGGGCGGUACCAGCGACGACGAGGACGAGGACCUCACCUAGGAUCGAUCUCUGUGGCGACGCGCGUUCCGCUGGUUCUCGGCUCGGGACACGCUCCACUUCACCCUGUGACGUGUCCAUAUUCGGUCGCCGCUUGGCCGAGAGCGGCAGCCGUACAUCUCGACGGACCUGUUCGGUCGAAUCGUAGUAAGCGCAUCCGCGUGGUAGGAUCUUGUCUAUUGUGUCAAUUAAGAGCUUCACGGCGCGGUAGGAGUCUACUAUCGUUUUUGUUGUUCUUUUUUUUCUUCAUGGCGCAAAGACGGAGAUACAUUCAUAUUAGGAGGCUCAUUUCACUCUCAGUUUCGAUCGACUCCAGUAGUUAGAACAGCCGUCGAAGAUCCAGCUUUCUCCUCGGAGUUUGACAAGUUCUCCAGUUUCAAGGAACGAAGCAGACGCGCAUGUCAUGAUCCGGAACGCACACACUCGAGUGUAUCUCCGCCCGAAAGAUAUAUGAUCUCUCGUUUUUGAGUUUCCUAAGUGACGUUAACCGUGUGCGAAAUGGAUGCUUCUGAAGCUUCGGGGAAUAAUGAGGAAUUUUAGGCACCAUCAACGCGGACGCACACACACAUACACACACGUACACAAACGAAUAUAUCUGCACAAACAUAUCUACACGCACAGAUACACGCAGGAUUCUCAAGCGAAUCGACACAAUCGCGCGUCGCGUCGGCAGAGAAAGUUGAGUGGGGCUGAUUUUUCGAUUGCGGGCUAUAACGAGAUGUUAACGAGAUGAAACAUUUACUCCUUAGCGAUUGUGAUUAACGUCAGAUUUAACAUAAGAUUAGCGGUAGGAGCCGUCCUUGGGUGGAUGUACCCGAAACCGUUGUUUUAGAUAGAUAGCCUUGGAUCAGCAGAACGGUGGUUGGCUCCUUAGAUCUAUGGAUAUAUUUGUAAAUCCGAGCUUUGGAUGAUUCUCUAUCGAUGGUUCUCUACAGAUCCAAUGAAUGUGACUAAUUUAAGUGUCCAGGAGCUCGCGAGUUCUCGCUGAGCGUUCAAGCAGGUGAAUGCCGGAGGACCCAAAGAUCUAAGGAUCCGGGGGGGAUCUACGAAUCCACCGAUUGAUCACGUGGGUCGAUAACGUGACAAUAACGAAUUUAGCGUAAAGAAGGUAAAAUUGAUGACAAUAAUAAUAAUCGGACUAUAAAUCAUGCUUGACAAUAAUACUAAUCAAAGGAGCUGCGCAACAUGUGAUGCGCUUUCGGGCAGAGCCCGGAAGGCCGGGUCACUCGAUUGAUUCGCCCCGUAAAACCCUGGCCUCUCCGGGCGAAGGGGAAUUAUCAUUAUCCGGGCCUCGUAGGUUAAUUAAAUUGUUUAGCCGGUCAAUUAUUGUCCUCGUUUCCACGCUGUUGCUCGUGUUUAAAUUCGACCUGACGACGAAGACACACAUCUUUUUCCUUCCAGAAAGCUAGAUGACACACACACACACACAUAUAUAUAUAUAUAUAUAUAUAUAUAUAUAUAUAUACAUGCAUACAUAUAUAUAUAAUCAAAGAGAACGCUUUAGAUUUGAGAUCCAGGUCGAAACUGAACACGAAUUGUUGUUUCCGAAAGUUUUACGAGAUCUUCGCAUUUCCUCGCGAACGACGUUCGCGACGGCCUGAUAUAUCUUCCGGUGACACUUUUAAAAACUUAACUCUUUGCACUCUGAAUAACUAUAUUCCAUGUUGAAAGAGACUAAUACACGUUGCAUUAUUUUAUAUAGGAUAACUUUAUCUAUCAUCUCUAGUUGGCAUUUUAUCUCCUGCAACAGUUGCAUAGUAAAUACGAGUCUCUCAUUCUAGCUGAUUAACGAGAUUUUAUAGCUUCAUGUUGAAACGAGAAAAAUAUUCUAGUGCAGAGAGUUAACGGAUUCAUAUGACUAAUCGGUUGUGGAGUAUUCGCCUAAAACGUACAAAUGUCAACAUGGACAAUAAGUAGACUUUCGUUUCCUCGGGUUAUCUAUUAGUCAGAGUAAGCAGAAACAUAAAAAAACUGCAUUAGCGACUUGUUAAGUGACUAAUUAUUAAACGAUAACAAUAUGAGUCAUCGAUUAAGAUGACGGAGGUCGUCAUCGGUUAAUUAAUGACGAGAUACAAACCAUAUCUUGAUAUCAUAUCAUUUGUUACACUAUACGUAAUAGUUUUUUAUCUCGUAUACUCGCUCAAUCUCCCUUUGUAAAAGAAAAAAAAAGAAAAAAUUUCUUCAAUGUCAAAGAAUUUCUCUUAAGAGUUUGAACUUGAUUGAAGAUUAUCAUGUUUUCGUCAUUUUAUUUAGCACAUUUUCAUGGCUGAAAGAGCUAAUUUUCCACAGAAUGUUGUGAUACGAUCAACAAAUGCGAAAUUAAUUCGAUUAAGGGGGCAUGAGAGAGCAGAAGAAUAAAACUAGAAGGGGGACGUUAUAAUUGUUGAUUAUCGCGACAACUGCAGUUAUCAUUGGGGUUAUAAAAUGAUCUACCUGUCAGUACUUUAGUUAAUCGUCAAUAUAGCUUGCGCAAUAAUUCAGGAAAUACACACCGACGACGGACGGUAAUGACAAAUAAUUAUUAUGUACGAUUGCGAUGAUUGCGAUAUAUAUACACAAUAUUGCGUAUACGUA